GCGCGAGUCGCUGUUGCUGAGGCGUUUCCCCGGGGCGUUCGCGCUCCUCCUCCUUCUCCGCACCCCAGUCAGGCCGAUCUGCUCUGCUGUCGGUGACCUUGCAACUUGAUGGAUGACAACAAAACUUUUCAACCAAAAAACGUUCCAAAAAUGACAGAACUCUUUAUGGAAUGUGAAGAAGAAGAGCUGGAGCCAUGGCAGAAGAAAGUAGAAAAAACUGAGGAUGAGGAUGAUGAUGAACUGAUCUUUGUUGGAGAGAUACUAAGAUCAAAACCAGCCAUUUCAAAUAUUUUGAACAGAGGCCAUUCCAGCUCAUCUUCCAAAAGAAUAAAGGGUGAGCCAGGCAGUCCAGGUAUUCCUGAAAUAUUCAGGACUGCAAGUCAACGCUACAGAGACCCAUCAUCAAAUGCAGUGGCAGCCUUGCCUAGAUUUCAUCCUGAAUCUGAAUCUCCACAAAGCUCUGUUACUGUUGAGAAUGAGUCUAAACCUGAUUUUACAAAGAAUUCACCAGAUGAAUCGGAUAAUGCUUCAGUCUUACUGUUUGACUCGACCCAGGAAUCAGUUCCACCAUCCCAAGACAUACCAGCAAUUUUUAGAGAAGGUAUGAAAAAUUCUUCAUAUGUAUUAAAACGUCCUUCUACUUCUAAAGUAAACACUGUUACUCCAAAAAAACCAAAGACCGGUGAAGAUGUUUCUGAAAUAAAUCCCUCCACUUCAUUGCCUUUAACUGACUCUCCUCCAGUGACAUCCUCCCACAUUAGGCUAGCAAAAGGCACAAAUACCUCAUCUCCAUAUGAUGCUGAAGCACGUUACCUAACAGCUUGUCCAAAGUGCAAUGUUCAGUUCAAUCUUUUGGAUCCCUUGAAAUACCACAUGAAGCAUUGUUGUCCAAACAUGAUAACUAAAUUUUUGGGAGGAGUCAUUAAAUCAGAACGUCUAUGUGCUGAAGACAAAAAAGAGAUUGAUCCAGAGACAGGAAAGUUGUUCAUGUUAGUCAAUGAGUUUUAUUAUGGAAGGCAUGAAGGAGUCGCUGAGAAAGAGCCAAAGACUUACACAACCUUUAAAUGCUUCAGUUGCUCGAAAGUUCUUAAAAAUAAUAUUAGGUUUAUGAACCACAUGAAACAUCACAUGGAACUUGAGAAGCAGAACAGUGAAAGCUGGGAAAACCACACCACCUGCCAGCACUGUUACCGGCAGUAUCCCACACCCUUCCAACUGCAGUGCCACAUCGAGAGUACACACACUCCCCAUGAGUUUUCGACUAUUUGCAAAAUCUGUGAAUUAUCAUUUGAAACAGAGCAUAUUCUUUUACAACAUAUGAAGGACACUCAUAAACCUGGUGAAAUGCCAUACGUUUGCCAGGUUUGCCAGUUUAGAUCAUCAACAUUUUCUGAUGUAGAAGCUCAUUUUAGAGCAGCCCAUGAAAACACUAAGAACUUGCUAUGUCCAUUUUGCCUCAAAGUUUGUAAAAUGGCAACCCCCUACAUGAAUCAUUAUAUGAAGCAUCAGAAAAAAGGAGUUCACCGUUGCCCAAAAUGCAGACUACAGUUUUUGACCAGCAAGGAGAAAGCUGAACAUAAGGCACAGCAUCGUACAUUUAUAAAGCCUAAGGAACUAGAAGGAUUGCCUCCUGGAACAAAAGUUACUAUUCGAGCUUCACUUGGACCUCACCACUCAAAAUUACCAACUACACCUUCUGGUUAUACUCCAGGCACUUCUUUUCUGCAGGUCACACCUCCGACAUCUCAAAACUCAACUGCUGAAAAUCCUAGAAAAUCUAAUGCUAGCAAAUCUAAGACAAGUAGGCCUCAUGCAACUACAUCCACUGCAAGUAAAGCUAAUACAAGUAAGCCAAGGGGACGUAUAGCUAAAUGCAGAGCAAAACCCUCUUACAAGCAAAAGCGACAGCGCCACAGAAAAAAUAAAAUGACCUUAGCUUUGAAGAACUUAAGGUGUCGUUGGGGAAUUCACAAGUGCAUUGAGUGUCAUUCCAAAAUAAAAGAUUUUGCAAGCCACUUUUGUAUACACAUCCACUGCAGUUUUUGCAAGUAUACUACUAACUGUAACAAAGCCUUUGCAAAUCAUAUGAUGAGCUCUCAUAGCAACCAUCCAAGUAGACAGUUUUGUAUUUUCAAGAAGCAUUUAGGAAUUCUCAGUGGCAUUACUCUAGUGUGCCUUAAAUGUGAUUUCCUAGCUGAUUGUUCUGGCUUCGAUCGUAUGGCUAAACACUUAAGUCAACGUAAAACUCAUACUUGCCAAGUUAUAAUAGAGAAUGUUUCCCAAAGUACCUCAACUUCUGAACCUACUUCUGACUGCCCAUUGAAAUAGAUUCCUGCUCUUUGGAGUUCGUGCAGCCUGGUGCAAGACAAGUUGGAAUUUCCUAAGUUCAAAGUUCUGAAGUGUUUUCUCAUACAACAGCAGUUAAACAGCCAAGUUCAUAACACUAGCUCUCAUUAUUCAGAUCUUUUCAGCUUUCAGAUGGCACUAGACUCUUUUUCCACCUUAUCUUUGUGUCAGGUUAACAGAUCUUAACAUGUUUUCUUCUCCAGUUGGCUCUCUCCAAAAAUACCUUUCGUUUUUCUCUGCUGUACUUGCCUUGCCUUCAGAAUAUUACAUUCCAGAUAAUACAACUGUUCAUCUUUUUCUGUCUGUUUUUUCUGCUUUCUUAAUUUCUUUUAAGUCUUACAUGUUUAGGUCAGAUAGCCAAUUUCCCUUCAUUCCUUGUUCAUUACUUUUCUAUUUUUCAUAUUUUCAAAUGAAGAAGCAACACAUAAGUUUCAAAAAACUGUCCAGGGGGCUCCUGGACAGUGUCCCCUUUUGAUGGACACAACUGAUACCUGUUCUCGCUUUCCAAGAAAUGUGAAUUACUUGACUGUGAGACCUCCUCUAGUUUGUGGCCUUAAGAAAUCAGGUCUUGGGGAGAGUCCCUUCCUACCUGACUGACCUCCCCUAAUGCUGAUGCUGAUUUGGCCAGAGAUGACCUCAAGACCCACCAAAUAGAGCUCAACUUCCCACUGAGGGCGUUGGCUUUUGAUUUUAAGCUUAUGGGUCAGUUCUAACCAAGAAAAGUCUAUGAGAUCACUGCUUCAACAUGCAGGUUGAAGUUUAACCAGUUUGGCUGCUGUUCUCUAAUGUUCCUCUAGCAGGCAUGCAGUACAAGGAAUAUAAAAAUUCUGGUUGUAUUGGGAACCAAGGUUACUUUCUUGGUAAAACAAAAUUUCUACAAUUACAGUUCCCAAAGUCAGUUAUUCAUGUUUUCAUUUAAAGUUUUAUCCAGUAUUAAUGAAUUUUCAGCAAUACUGAUGUUCACAUUUUUAAAAAACAUUUUUUAAAUUUCGUUUUAUUUUGGUAGCUUGGUUUUUUCUUGUUCUUAGAUAAGUGCUUCAACAUCCAGGUUGAUGGUUUACCAUUUGAGCUGCUGCUCUUUAAUCUUUCUCUAGCAGGCAUGCAGUCCAAGGAAUUUAUAAAAAUUCUGAUUGUAUUGGGAACCCAGGUUACUUCCUUGUUCUUGGAAAAACAAAAUUACAGUUAGAGUUCCCAAAGUCAGUUAUUCAUGUU
Molecule: messenger RNA, 3558 nt
Organism: Saimiri boliviensis boliviensis (Bolivian squirrel monkey)
Lineage: Eukaryota; Metazoa; Chordata; Mammalia; Primates; Cebidae
Gene: ZNF280C
Product: zinc finger protein 280C
Biological process (GO): regulation of DNA-templated transcription
Molecular function (GO): RNA polymerase II cis-regulatory region sequence-specific DNA binding; DNA-binding transcription factor activity, RNA polymerase II-specific
Source: RefSeq, a predicted model, not a curated record